This is a messenger RNA of Rhinocladiella mackenziei CBS 650.93, 2136 nucleotides long. RefSeq names its product NAD+ synthetase. The coding region runs from base 1 to 2136 and encodes 711 amino acids. Gene Ontology annotation, cellular component: cytoplasm. The transcript is spliced from 5 exons. Gene Ontology annotation, biological process: NAD+ biosynthetic process. NCBI's taxonomy places the organism in Eukaryota, Fungi, Ascomycota, Eurotiomycetes, Chaetothyriales, Herpotrichiellaceae. Gene Ontology annotation, molecular function: ATP binding; NAD+ synthase (glutamine-hydrolyzing) activity; glutaminase activity. The record is from RefSeq and is a predicted model, not a curated record.
AUGGCCUUGGUAACUGUCGCGGCGGCUACGCUUCCGAGCGUACCGCUUGACUUCCUCGGCAACCGCGAUCGAAUUUUGGAGUCUAUUCGGAUCGCAAAGGAGAAGGGUGCGACGCUGAGGACCGGACCUGAGCUGGAAAUCCCGGGCUACUCAUGUCUUGACCAUCACCUCGAGGGCGAUACCUUCUUGCAUUCUUGGGAAGUUCUUGCCGAUAUCAUCUCAAACGAGGUUUGCCAAGGCAUGCUCAUUGAUCUUGGGCUUGGAGUGCGACAUCGUAACGUCCGUUUCAAUGCGCGGGUGCUCUGCACGUACCGCAAGAUCUUCUGCAUCAGGCCCAAGAUGGCCCUGGCGAACGACGGCCUAUAUCGUGAGGCGAGGUACUUUACUGCCUGGUGCAAGUCACGAGAAGUCGAAACCUACUAUCUCGAGACCGCCUUACAGCGAGUGACUGGUCAAACGACAGUCCCAAUCGGCGACAUGAUUCUCUCAACACGGGACACCGCUGUCACAUGCGAGUCUUGCGAGGAAUUAUUCGUCCCUCUGAAUCCAUCCAUCUUCACUGGCCUCAACGGUGCCGAGAUCACGCUCAACUCCAGUGCCUCCCAUGCGGAGCUCCAGAAAUUAAGAGCUCGACUCGAACUUAUUUCCAACUCCACAAGGAAGCUGGGGGGGAUAUAUAUCUACGCCAACGCCACAGGUGUUGAGGGCGAGGCCCGCAUGCUACAUGACGGAAGUAGUAUGGUGAUUCAAAAUGGCGAGGUUUUAGCACAAGGCAACCAAUUCUCCCUUGCACCUGUCGAGGUGACCGUGGCGACGGUCGAUAUCGAAAAAGUUCGGAGCUACCGCAGUAGUAUCAGUCGAAACGUUCAGGCUGCUCGACAACCGGACUUCCCUCGCGUCGAAUGUGAUCUCGUCUUAUCUCAUCCGGCCCAGGAUAUCUGGUUAUCCAAUCAACCAGAGAUUUCUCGCCCGAUCGAGCUCAGAAUCAUGAAUCCUAUGGAGGAGAUCCACUCAUCCACGGCCGUCUACCUGUGGCAGUACUUGACGAGAACAAACUCUGCGGGGUUUUUCCUAGCGUUGUCAGGUGGCCUGGACAGCGCGACGGUGGCGCUGUUCGUCUAUGGAAUGGCCCGGCUCGUGCUAUCGUCCAUCAGUGCCGGCGAGGAGACGACCCUCCGGGACCUGAAACGGGUGACGGGUGACGAGAACUUCGCACCUACCAAGCCUCAGGAUAUUGUAUCUCGCCUCUUUCACACGUGUUAUAUGGGAACAGUUAACUCCUCGAAGGAGACUGAAGGGAGGGCUAAAAUGCUCGCAGAAACAAUCGGGGCCUAUCACUCCAACAUUACCAUCGACGAGACUGUUGCUGCCCACGAGGCCAUGGUCGAGAAGGCACUUAGCUUCAGGCCGAAAUACGCGGUUGAAGGAGGUUCCCAGUCUGAGAACCUAGCCAGGCAAAACAUUCAGGCUCGCAGCCGAAUGGUCAUUGCUUAUUCGCUGGCUCAACUGUCGACCACAGCUAGGAAUCUCCCCCGAGCAGGAUCAGCGUUACUUGUGUUAGGAUCAGGAAACGUCGACGAGAAUCUUCGCGGCUACUUUACUAAAUAUGACGCCAGCUCAGCAGAUAUAGCACCACUAGGCAGCAUAUCAAAGAACGACGCCAAGGCUUUUCAGCGGUGGGCCCGAGAGAAAUGGGAUCUCCCGAUUCUGACCGAAUUCCUCCAAGCGACACCAACGGCCGAGCUCCUGCCGCUCUCUGCCGGCGUGCAAGAGGACGAGUCCGAGAGCGAAAUGGGCAUGACCUACGAAGAACUCUCCAUCUUUGGGAUCAUGAGGAAGGUAGAUAAACUCGGACCGUGGUCGGCUUACCUUCGCUUGUUAAGCGAGUGGAAGGAUCGCCCGGGCUACGGUCCACGGCAGAUUGCCGAGAAGGUCUUCAGGUUCUACAGGUCCUACUCGAUCAAUCGUCACAAAUCAACUGUCAUCACACCGAGUAUGCACCUGUCCCCCUACGACCCAGACGAUAAUAGGUAUGAUCUGCGGCCGUUCUUGUACGUGGUCCAUUGGCCAUGGCAGUUUGGGAAGAUCAGGUCGCAUGUCGAGCAGCUGGAGGAGAAGUUGGCAGAGAAGAAGUGA